ACCCUCGACCUCUCGCUUCCCAGCCAGGGCAAGGCAGCAGCCAACAUGACAACCAGCCAGAAGCACCGGGACUUUGUGGCCGAGCCGAUGGGUGAGAAGCCGGUUGGCACGUUAGCGGGGAUUGGCGACGUCCUUGGCAAGAGGCUGGAAGACAAAGGGUUUGACAAGGCUUAUGUCGUGCUGGGCCAGUUCUUGGUGCUGAAGAAGGACGAAGACCUCUUCCGCGAGUGGCUGAAGGACACGUGCGGAGCCAACGCCAAACAAUCCAGAGACUGUCACGGGUGCCUGCGCGAGUGGUGCGAUGCCUUCUUGUGAAGGUGUGGGGGGUCAAAGCCCGGGGGGGGCUCAGAGGGCUUCUAUAGGCAGCUGACACGGUUCCCCUCGAUCCUCCUCCGCAAAAAAACCCUCUCGGCUUUGCAACACGCACGAGGCGCCUUUCGGGACCCCGCUCCGAAAACUAGACAGAAACGAUUGCUCCUUUUUAAUCCCCCUCCCCUUCUGCCCCUCCGAAGAGGGAGUGGAGGAGGAGGAGGGCACCGUGUUCCACUCUCAGCUUCCCCCUUUUUGCAGCUCCGUCUGUUGAAUUCUUCCUGCCCUGCUGAAUUCUCGGCUUUCCCGGGCUCUACGGUUUAACUCCUGGUUCUAAAACAAUUGAGAUUUGUAUUAUGAAAAUUGGUGCAGAGGUCCUUGGUCUCUUCUCGGAUCUCUGGGUGACUUGACGCCAGCGCGGCUGAACGUCAGGAACCCAAAUAAUGAUUUAAAUGUUUUUAAAUCAAUAAAAAUCAGCUGUGUUUAAUA
This is a messenger RNA of Thamnophis sirtalis, 798 nucleotides long. The record is from RefSeq and is a predicted model, not a curated record. Lineage: Eukaryota; Metazoa; Chordata; Lepidosauria; Squamata; Natricidae.